Arabis nemorensis is the source of this 912-nucleotide messenger RNA. Lineage: Eukaryota; Viridiplantae; Streptophyta; Magnoliopsida; Brassicales; Brassicaceae. The record is from the annotation of a GenBank genome assembly.
AUGCAUGCUCUCAAGGACAAGGUUUCGCAGAAGCUUUCUAAUCUUUUCGCCGAUUCCCCUACUCAAUCUGCCUCUCCCCGCUACUCCCUCUCCGAUUCUCCAAAGGCCAGGCUCAAUUCCAGUUCAGGGAAAUCUCUGUCUUCAUAUUUCUCUUUUGGUGCUCCUCAAUCUCGAAAGGAGGAUGCCGAAUCAUGUCCUCCUCCCCCAAUCAGAACAGACAGCUACGAGUCUGUUGAGAAUUACAAACAUGGAAAUGGGCAAAAUCAAGCCGGGACAAGGAUCUCGAAUGGCGACGACAAUGAAUCAGAUAAGGACGGUGCAUCUGCGAAAGUAGAAACCGGUAUUGAUCACUUUGAUAAGAUGAAGCAGAUGACGGAAUUAACAGAAAGCUCUGUUUUUAUUACUGCCAAAUUGUGUGAAUUCUUGCACGCGUGUCUUCCAAACAUUGUACGAGGAUGCAAAUGGAUCUUGGUAUACAGUACGUUGAAACAUGGGAUAUCACUCCGUACGCUUCUGCGUAGAAGCGCAGAGCUUCCUGGCCCUUGUUUACUGGUUGCUGGAGACAAACAAGGUGCAGUUUUUGGGGCUCUGCUGGAAUGUCCAUUGAGACCUACUCCUAAGAGGAAAUAUCAGGGUACAAGCCAGACAUUCAUGUUCACAACUAUUUAUGGUCAACCACGCAUAUUUAGACCUACCGGUGCCAACCGAUAUUACUGGAUGUGUAUGAAUGAGUUUUUGGCGUUUGGAGGUGGAGGAAACUUUGCUCUAUGUUUAGAUGAAGAUUUGUUAAAGGCAACAAGUGGGCCUUCAGAAACCUUUGGGAAUGAAUGCUUAGCUAACAGCACGGAGUUUGAGUUAAAGAAUGUCGAGCUCUGGGGAUUUGCGCACGCGUCUCAGUACCUAUCCUCCUGA